AUGGCUCUGUCGACCACGAGCAGCUCGAAAUUCUACAGCCACCACCCAACUCUUCCGGCGUUCUCUCCGUCGAUUCAUCUUCACCAUCGAACCAGCUUCCUACUCAGGAGUCCUCGCCGUUUACGCCGGAUAUCCGUUGCUGGUGGCCCUCCAUCUUCUCCUGGUCCCGAUCCUCCUCCGCCUGAGAAUACCACUCAGCUUGCAGGUCUUGUGAGAAGUGUGACAAGGAUUCAAGACCGAGUAAAGAUCUUCCUCGCAGUGCUAUUCUGGAUGUUUCUCUUCUUCUGGGUUACAGUCACCGAUGGAAGGGGUAAAGGAAAAGGCAAGAAAGGUUCACGUUUUAAAUAA
Messenger RNA from Microthlaspi erraticum, 348 nucleotides. NCBI's taxonomy places the organism in Eukaryota, Viridiplantae, Streptophyta, Magnoliopsida, Brassicales, Brassicaceae. The record is from the annotation of a GenBank genome assembly.